AUUAGGCCACGCCCGUGGGUGAAUAAAUAGCCGUCUUUCUAUAAAUACCCAUUUCACCACUUUACAUUUUUUUUCAAAGUUUCCAAUGGCUGGAAUAUUAUCACUUGUUAGACGCAUUUAUCUCUCCUUUUACAAUUGGAUUGUCUUUUUUGGAUGGUUUCAAGUUUUUUAUCUUGCUGUGAAAACUCUGAAAGAAUCAGGACAUGAACAUGUCUAUGAUGCUGUAGAGAAGCCUUUGCUUUUAGCUCAAACCGCCGCGAUUUUAGAGAUACUUCAUGGUCUAGUGGGUUUGGUAAGAUCGCCAGUAUCAGCAACUCUUCCACAAAUAAGUUCAAGAUUAUACGUAAUGUGGGGUAUUCUAUGGAGUUUCCCUGAGCUCCGGUCUCAUAUUCUUGUUAGCUCUCUAGUGAUUAGCUGGUCUGUAACGGAGAUCAUCCGAUAUUCAUUUUUUGGGACAAAAGAGGCGUUUGGUUCUGCUCCUUCAUGGCUCUUGUGGCUAAGAUAUAGUACCUUCUUGUUGCUGUAUCCUAGUGGCAUCACAAGUGAAGUUGGCUUGAUAUAUAGCGCUUUGCCUUACAUCACGGAAUCGGGGAAGUAUUCUCUUAGGAUGCCAAACAAAUGGAACUUCUCUUUCGAUUACUAUUAUGCAGGACUUGUUGCCCUCGGUAUCUAUGUCCCAGGCAGUCCUCACAUGUACGGUUACAUGCUCGGACAGAGAAAGAAAGCUCUCUCCAAAUCGAAAAAGGAGUAGACUAAAUCGAAAUAUAGCUGUUGGAGAUUGCAAUUUUUAUGUGAAUGAAUGUAUUUCAAACUGUUCAAUUCUUUCUUAUUGAUUUAAAACAAUAGAACAAUUUGCAUUUGUCUGCUGGAAAAUCUAGUGGUUGAAUGAAAAUUCACUUAUAGUUUGCUGAGUUUUCAUCAGAACUAAACAAAGGGAUUGAUAAUCUAUGUUGCUCGGACUCUCCAAAA
Molecule: messenger RNA, 969 nt
Organism: Capsicum annuum
Lineage: Eukaryota; Viridiplantae; Streptophyta; Magnoliopsida; Solanales; Solanaceae
Product: very-long-chain (3R)-3-hydroxyacyl-CoA dehydratase PASTICCINO 2
Exons: 9
Coding region: 86-751 (221 amino acids)
Biological process (GO): sphingolipid biosynthetic process; fatty acid elongation; very long-chain fatty acid biosynthetic process
Cellular component (GO): endoplasmic reticulum membrane
Molecular function (GO): 3-hydroxyacyl-CoA dehydratase activity
Source: RefSeq, a predicted model, not a curated record